UCAGUUUCUGAUGGACAGACAGACAAAGCCUGAGAACAGACGAGCGUUAACAUGGUGCUGUUCACCACUAAGUUUGUCCAAAGAGCUUCGCUCUUUGUGUCCUUUGGAGGUUUAGUCACAACCUUCAUUACAACCUUCCUGCCACUAUGGAAGACGAUGAACUCGGAUCUGAAUGAGAUGGAGAAUUGGUAUGAGGGACUCUGGCACAUGUGUAUCUAUACAGAAGAAGUUGGCAUUCACUGCAAAGCCUUUGAGUCUUUUUUAGCCCUUCCACUAGACACUUUAGCUUCACGGGUUCUCAUGUGCAUUUCCAUCGCGACGGGAUUCCUUGGUGUGGCGGCUGCUUUUUUCGGACUCCAAGGUGUUGACAUUGGCACUGGACGGGAGAGGAUGAAGAGGACGCUGCUCAUCAUCGGUGGAGUGUUUAUCCUUGUGUCAGGGAUCACGACCCUCGCACCUGUUUCGUUAAUGGCGUACAUAAUGGUAGUGAAGUUCUGGGAUGAGAAUCUCCCAGAUGUGAUGCCUAGAUGGGAAUAUGGAGAGGCCAUGUUUUCUGCCUGGUUUGCUGGACUUCUGUUGGUUGUUGGAGGUGCUUUUGUAUUUGUUGCCGUCUGCAUGGGCGAUCACGAAGCAAAGUUGCAAAGUAAAAUUCUCGCUCGCAGUCUAGAGCAACGCCCGAGAACUCAGCAUUACAGAAAGACGGAAAUCAUUUAGUUUAGAUUUCAUCUUAAGGUUGGAAAUAUUCAAGAAUAAAGCUCAGCUUUACUAAAUAAGCAUGCCAAACUUGUUAUCAUGAAAUAGUGAAUUUGUUUUAAUCAGAAUUGUGAGUGCAAUCAGAAGGGCAUGGUUACUUGCACGGUGAUUGUUUCCAUAUUUAUUCAUCCCCUCAAGAGCAAAAUUAUACUUUUAGUAAUGCUUCAGUUCUUUUACAUUAGAAUCAAUCUCUGCAGACUUGAGAUUUGUGAGCUGUCAUCUUAAGGAAUAAUAAAACUCUCAAAAUCAUUUUGUAAGGUUUGUACGGGACAGCAGCUGAUUUAUUUGCACUGUUGAUGCAUUGCACCGAAAACUCAAUUAAUGUUAUGCAUGAUUUGGAAGCAUUUGGACAGAAUUUAUUCACAUCUGAAGCUUUCAGGUGACUUUCAAAGCCCUAUUUGGAAAAGAAAUCAGUGGCCUAUUGGUAUUUUUACAUACUGAUAGCAUUAAAAACAUUUAAACCAGUAUAAACCAGUCUAGUAAAAAAAUAUAUUUUAUUUUAUUUGUGUGUGUGUGUGUGUGCAUUAUUUGACACUUUUUUUAGCAACAGUAUGUUUUAUCAAUGGUAAUAUUGCCAAGGAUGGUUAAUGCUGUAAUGCAAGUUUUGCAAUUUUAUAGUAUGUGUCUAAAUAAAUUUGUAAUUAUAUUUGGGAUCUGUAUUCUGUGCAUAACCAGAAUUACUAUAUGACAAAAAUUACAAUUCUGUCAUUCCAGCUCCUUAUAAUAUGUUCUUUUAUGUUCCACAGAAAAAAAGAAUCUUAAGAGUCUUACAUUUCAGAGCCACGCAAGGAUGAGUAUUCCUAUAAGCACAAUGAAGUCAGUUUAAGACUGAAUAUGUUAAUGUUGAAUUAUUGUUAAAUCAAGCGUGUUUUAGAACUUGAUGGAUGAAUGAGGAUAAACUAAAUAAAAGUG
Messenger RNA from Labeo rohita (rohu), 1665 nucleotides. RefSeq names its product claudin 26 (gene cldn26). The transcript has a single exon. Bases 52 to 714 code for a protein of 220 amino acids. NCBI's taxonomy places the organism in Eukaryota, Metazoa, Chordata, Actinopteri, Cypriniformes, Cyprinidae. The record is from RefSeq and is a predicted model, not a curated record. Gene Ontology annotation, cellular component: plasma membrane; bicellular tight junction. Gene Ontology annotation, molecular function: structural molecule activity. Gene Ontology annotation, biological process: cell adhesion; bicellular tight junction assembly.